AUGCCCAAAAGUUUACAUGGUGGAAAGCCUUUCCGGAGUGAAGUUUUUAGCAAAAAAAAGCCAGCAUUUACUCUCAGGGACUACAUUCAUUGCAACUUGUGUUGCUUCUUCCUGUUUGCCCUUUCAUUUGAACUGUGUAUGUUGCUGGAGCCGAAGCCCGCUGUGGCAUUGCUGGGACUGGGAGUUGAUGUGUUCCUAGAUGGUUAUAACAUGUUUGCUAUAGAUUUCGUGAUCAUGUCAACACUUACUGCAGAAGAUUCUUGGCAAAUAUGUCACUUGGGUUGCUGCCUUGAUAGUUGGUAA
Ilex paraguariensis (yerba mate) is the source of this 303-nucleotide messenger RNA. Lineage: Eukaryota; Viridiplantae; Streptophyta; Magnoliopsida; Aquifoliales; Aquifoliaceae. The record is from the annotation of a GenBank genome assembly.